Colletotrichum navitas is the source of this 988-nucleotide messenger RNA. RefSeq lists its product as uncharacterized. The record is from RefSeq and is a predicted model, not a curated record. The transcript has a single exon. Bases 358 to 939 code for a protein of 193 amino acids. NCBI's taxonomy places the organism in Eukaryota, Fungi, Ascomycota, Sordariomycetes, Glomerellales, Glomerellaceae.
CCUCUUCCCAGUUCACGCACCCCCGGCCCCCCUCUCUAGUCCCUCCGUUCCGCCGAAUCGGGAUGGACUUGUCAAUCUUGUCGCAACCCGCUACAGACGUCUGGAGAUUCAAUGGUUUGAGCCACCCAGACGACGCUCCCGUACUGCGCAGCGCCACUCACCUGCGCACUUGCUGCGCAUCCUUGAGGUGCUAUUCCCGUUUCUCAUCCCCUCCUCUUUAUACAGCCACUGCCUGGAAGACGUCAAAAGUCUACCUAUACGCAUACCCCCCCUCUGGCGCCUACGGUUACCGAAACCCCUGGCCCCAGUGUCUGCUGGUGUGUCCCGUCGUCUGGCCUCCAGUACGUUGUGCCGCGGAUGAAAGGGACCUUCUCCUCAUAUGCCUUUUUGCUUUUGGGCCCUGUCCUUGCUGCUGCUCCUCAUGCCUUCCCCGUCGAAGCAUACAUGCUCCCGGGACGGACGACUCUCACACACCUACCUACCUCUUCCUUGGGAGCACAAACCCUGAGUCAUCUGCCAGAUCCAACGCUUGGAACAGGUCUGAUUUUCUAUUCUGACUUGUGCCUUGACCUCUGGAGAGAGCCACACCCCCCUCCCAGUCCCCUUUCACACGCCACCUUGAUAUGGAUGAUUCCUGCCCGCCCUGCCGUGGCUUUCAUCAUAGGCGCCGAGGAUGUUUGCUUUGUAGCUCCCCGACGACUUGUUCCGAGUCUUAUUCUUCUGUCCCGACCUCUUCCCAAGCCUUCUUCCUUUCCUUGUGAUUUACAUGAUUCCCCCUCUCCCCUCUCUGUUCGCUCUGAAGCAUCACGCAUUUUAAGAAGACCAACAAGACCAUUUGUUUUGUUCUUUGUAGACUCCGGCGCAAGCCUUGUUCUCUCUGUAUUCUGUUACCUCGAUCCCACGCAGCGCCACCCUCUUAAACCAUGGCGUCCAAGGUAAAGCAGGACGGCAAGACGCCGACUUCAGCGGCCACGAACCUAAUUGGUAU